AAUGGACUCUCGGAGCAGGCGCCGCUGCUGUCCAGCCUGCCCUCCUUCCAGUGCUUCCACAUCGUCAUCCUGGGCCUCGACUCGGCCGGCAAGACCACGGUGCUCUACCGGCUGCAGUUCAACGAGUUCGUCAACACCGUGCCCACGAAGGGCUUCAACACGGAGAAGAUCAAGGUGACGCUGGGCAACUCCAAGACGGUCACUUUCCACUUCUGGGAUGUGGGCGGCCAGGAGAAGCUGCGGCCCCUCUGGAAGUCGUACACGCGCUGCACCGACGGCAUCGUGUUCGUGGUGGACUCCGUCGACGUCGAGAGGAUGGAGGAGGCCAAAACGGAACUGCACAAAAUCACUAGGAUAUCAGAAAAUCAAGGAGUGCCUGUGCUUAUAGUGGCUAACAAGCAGGACUUGAGGAACUCACUGUCUCUCACCGAAAUUGAGAAGAUGCUGGCGAUGAGCGAGCUGAGCUCGUCCACCCCAUGGCAUUUGCAGCCUACGUGUGCGAUCAUUGGGGACGGGCUCAAAGAGGGACUAGAGAAGUUACACGACAUGAUAAUUAAGCGAAGGAAAAUGUUGAGGCAGCAGAAAAAGAAGAGAUGAGUUCCAGGCUGACCUUCCUCUUCCAGAGUAGCUACACGGUCAAAAUUUGACGUGAGACAGCUUCCAAACCCAGGCCUGCCUGCGUGCGUGGAUGCCGUUAAGCUUAGUUAUGUUAAACACUCGGUUGCACAACCUGGCCUUGUGGGAGGCUGUGCAGUUGCGGAGUUUAUUUUUAUUUUUAUUUUUCCUUUUAAUAGUCUCUUCUGAGUUUUAAGGCUCUGCAUUAUUUCAGAAGCCCUAAUAGGUAAUGUAAUGCUAUCAGGAAAUGGAUGGGUGGGUAAAUGUGACAUGGAUGUCUAAAUAGCCAAAUAAAACGAGGGAUUUUUGCGUAGUGUUGUAUUCAUAUGUUUGAGGGUACCCUCUGCAAUCAGUUUGCAUUGAAGGUGUUCUGUGUUUUUUAAACUUCUAAUGCUCGUACGUGGAGUGUUUAGGUGAACAUUAUACAGCUUUAAAAACAUCUAUGGAGCUAGUAACCCAUUACUUCAGGAGGCUGUAUUUAUUUUAUUUGGGGAUCUCUAUGAAAGCUUGGCUACACGUGUAGUUUUUCUAAUUUGGCACUUCUGAAAUCGAAUCAUGCUCAGUUCAAAUACUUGAAACAUCAGUGCUGUGGAUUCUUCAGCUGAUAAAGACUUGUUUGACAAGUAAAAUAUAAACAACACGCUGGAGCAUGGAGAAGUGGUUUCCCAACGUAUAGCAUGUUUUUGAUAUGCAAGGUUUUUAUUUUUUAGAAGUAGCCAUUCAUCACUAUACAGUGCUAAUCGGGUUUAAACAUCUGUA
This is a messenger RNA of Tinamus guttatus (white-throated tinamou), 1374 nucleotides long. It is a transcript of the gene ARL4A, whose product is annotated as ARF like GTPase 4A. The record is from RefSeq and is a predicted model, not a curated record. Lineage: Eukaryota; Metazoa; Chordata; Aves; Tinamiformes; Tinamidae. Gene Ontology annotation, molecular function: GTP binding; GTPase activity.